AUGAGUGGGAUGGGUGGGAACAUCCGCUGUGAUCAGAGUGAUCAGGCACAGAAUGUGUGGACAGUCAUGCCCGCUCUGAAAGUUGGGGCAUUCAGUGGUGUCUCUGGCCUCAUAUUUGGCGGGAUUACGGGCGUCUUACGCUCACCGAACCCGGCGAUCCAUUCAAUCGCAGCUGGUAUCCAUUGGUUUGCCUUUGGAACCUCGUCAUGGUGGCUUCGGAGUAAUCUCCUCAGAGUUCAAUUUAACGACAAACCAACAGCAGGGCAACGCGCGUUUGCAAGCUCAGUUUCUAGCGGGUUAUCAGGAGGAGCAAUUGCGUUUUCUAUCCACCGACGAUUUAUGCCUGGAGCGGUGAUAUUUGGAAUAGCAGGCUUCCUCGGACAGAAGUCAUAUGAUGUCAUUGAUAGAUGGCAAUUAUCAAGGGAUCGAACUGCACCUCAGAAACCCUUGGUCCAGCGUAUGUUGGAGUCCAAAUGGAUGCUCUUGAGACCGUUACCGGAUGAGGAGUAUAUAGAGAUGCUGAACGAGAAACUGCUGGCUGUUGAUGCAGAGAUUGCGGUUAUUGAUGACAAGAUCGCCGCCUUGAGGACUCAGGAGGCUGGAUGCAUCGUGAGAUGA
Molecule: messenger RNA, 618 nt
Organism: Histoplasma mississippiense
Lineage: Eukaryota; Fungi; Ascomycota; Eurotiomycetes; Onygenales; Ajellomycetaceae
Exons: 4
Coding region: 1-618 (205 amino acids)
Source: RefSeq, a predicted model, not a curated record